This is a messenger RNA of Paracoccidioides brasiliensis Pb18, 2034 nucleotides long. Its product is annotated as pre-mRNA-splicing factor CLF1. The transcript has 2 exons. Gene Ontology annotation, molecular function: protein binding. Gene Ontology annotation, biological process: spliceosomal complex assembly; mRNA splicing, via spliceosome. The coding region runs from base 1 to 2034 and encodes 677 amino acids. The record is from RefSeq and is a predicted model, not a curated record. Gene Ontology annotation, cellular component: U2-type catalytic step 2 spliceosome; post-mRNA release spliceosomal complex; Prp19 complex.
AUGGAAGCUUCACGAGGCCCUCCGCGGGUCAAAAACAAGGCCCCAGCGCCCCAGCAGAUAUCCGCUGAACAGCUUCUCCGCGAAGCUGUGGACCGUCAAGAACCCGCCCUUCAAGCUCCUACACAGCGGUUCGCCGAUCUCGAAGAGUUACAUGAAUACCAAGGCCGGAAACGCAAGGAGUUCGAGGAUUAUGUGCGACGCAACAGGAUUAGCAUGAACAAUUGGAUGAGAUAUGCACAGUGGGAGUUAGAACAGAAGGAAUUUCGACGUGCGAGGUCAGUGUUCGAGCGGGCCUUGGACGUCGACCCAACUGCUGUGGUAUUAUGGAUACGUUAUAUCGAGGCGGAGAUGAAGACGAGGAACAUCAACCAUGCCCGGAAUUUGCUUGAUCGCGCGGUGACAAUCCUCCCCCGGGUAGACAAGCUCUGGUAUAAAUAUGUCUAUAUGGAGGAGAUGUUGGGUAACAUUCCGGGCACGCGCCAGGUGUUUGAGCGAUGGAUGUCAUGGGAGCCCGAUGAAGGUGCCUGGGGUGCCUAUAUUAAGCUUGAAAAGCGAUACAACGAAUUUGAUCGAGUCCGGGCGAUUUUCGAGCGUUUCACUGUUGUCCAUCCGGAGCCGAAGAAUUGGAUUAAAUGGGCACGGUUUGAAGAGGAGUAUGGAACCAGUGAUAUGGUGAGAGAGGUCUACGGCCUAGCCAUUGAGACUUUGGGCGAGGAUUUCAUGGAUGAGAAGCUUUUUAUUGCCUACGCACGCUACGAAGCUAAGUUGAAAGAAUUUGAGCGGGCCAGAGCUAUCUAUAAAUAUGCGCUUGACCGACUACCACGUGCGAAAUCUGUUGCUUUGCACAAGGCCUACACCACCUUCGAGAAGCAAUUCGGUGAUCGGGAGGGCGUUGAAGACGUCAUCCUUUCUAAACGAAGGGUUCAGUAUGAGGAACAAAUCAAAGAGAACCCAAAGAACUACGAUAUCUGGUUUGACUUCGUCAGGCUCGAGGAGUCUUCCGGAGAUGUGGAGCGUGUGCGGGAUGUCUACGAACGCGCCAUUGCUCAGAUGCCUCCCUCGCAAGAAAAACGGCAUUGGCGUCGAUAUAUUUACCUUUGGAUAUUUUACGCUCUCUGGGAGGAGCUUGAAGCUAAGGACAUGGAACGUGCGCAUCAAAUUUACCAGGAAUGUAUAAGGUUGAUUCCCCACAAGAAAUUCACUUUUGCGAAGAUCUGGUUGAUGAAGGCACAAUUCGAAAUUCGACAAAUGGACCUUCAGGCUGCUAGAAAGACACUUGGCCAUGCAAUUGGUGCCUGUCCUAAGGAUAAGCUAUUCAAAGGCUAUAUCGACUUAGAGCGGCAGUUAUUUGAGUUUGUUCGAUGCAGGAAGCUCUUUGAGAAACAAAUUGAAUGGAGCCCUUCAAAUUGCCAAGCAUGGAUCAAGUUUGCGGAGCUCGAACGAGGACUUGAUGAUAUUGAUCGAGCACGCGCCAUAUACGAGCUGGGUAUCUCCCAGCCUGUUCUCGACAUGCCCGAGUUGCUGUGGAAGUCAUAUAUUGACUUUGAAGAGUAUGAGGGAGAGUAUGAUAGAACAAGGGCACUCUAUGAACGCCUCCUCGAGAAGACGAAUCACGUCAAAGUCUGGAUCAAUUUCGCACGAUUCGAAAUUAAUAUACCCGAAGGGGAAGAAGAAGAUGAGGAUGAGGAAGAGAAGCCGGUUAGUGAAGAGGCGAAGCGCCGGGCCCGAAUGGUCUUUGAGCGAGCGCAUAAAGUAUUUAAGGAGAAGGAGAUGAAAGAAGAACGAGUCGCUCUUCUCAAUGCAUGGAAAUCAUUCGAACAGACGCACGGAUCACCAGAUGACAUCGCCAAGAUUGAACGACAGAUGCCUAGCAAGGUCAAGAAGAGACGCAAGCUGGAUGAUGAUCGCUAUGAAGAAUACUUGGAUUACAUGUUCCCUGCGGAUGACGAGUCGUCAGCUAAACUGUCACAGAUUCUUCAGAUGGCGCACAAAUGGAAGAAGGAGCAGGCGAGUAAGGCCAGUAAGGAGACGUGA